Cynara cardunculus var. scolymus (artichoke) is the source of this 522-nucleotide messenger RNA. Its product is annotated as protein MOTHER of FT and TFL1 homolog 2-like. The record is from RefSeq and is a predicted model, not a curated record. The transcript is spliced from 3 exons. NCBI's taxonomy places the organism in Eukaryota, Viridiplantae, Streptophyta, Magnoliopsida, Asterales, Asteraceae. Gene Ontology annotation, biological process: positive regulation of seed germination; response to abscisic acid. The coding region runs from base 1 to 522 and encodes 173 amino acids.
AUGAGUUCAAGCGCGUAUCUUGAUGCUCUUAGAGAUGUCCUUGGAGGCGUAGUGGAACCGUUUGUUCCUAUGAUCACUAUGACCGUCUACUACGGAACCAAUAAAUUGACCAACGGUCGUGAGCUCAAUGUAUCUAUGGUUAAAGCUACACCAAGGGUCCUCAUCGGUGGAAACCCCGACGAGCUAUACACAUUGGUGAUGAUAGACCCGGAUGCUCCGAACCCAAAUGAGCCCGAGUUGAAAGAACUCGUUUCAUGGAUCGUGACUAACAUCCCUGGCGGGAAGUCGUGUGCUGAAGGUACUGAAUUUGUCUCAUAUGAAGGACCUAACCCUCACAUUGGUAUCCACCGUUACAUGCUCAUUCUGUACAAGCAACGGGCUUCGCUUAAUGAUAUCGAGACACUCGAGUCUCGAGUACACUUUAGGGUUCGAGCUUUUGCAAGGGAGCAUAACCUCGGAAAUCCGGUUGGGAUUGCUUACUAUAACGUUCGAAGGCUGACUAAGAAGAAGACUAAAGCAUGA